AUGGAAGAAUUAGGCAUACAGACAAAAAUUCCCCUGACCUCUAACUUCAAGAAGUUGACCAUAGAGAGCGAUCUCCCCAAGGACCACGAUGUAUAUCUUAGACUCAAACAAUUACAGAAGCAAUUGGAAUUGAUUUUGCUUCAAGAGGAGUACAUCAAGGACGAACAACGUCAUCUGAAAAGAGAACUCAUCAGGGCUCAAGAAGAGGUCAAACGAAUUCAGAGUGUUCCAUUGGUGAUUGGACAGUUCUUGGAGCCUAUUGACGAACAUACAGGUAUAGUUAGUUCCACCACAGGCAGUAACUAUGUGGUACGAAUUCUCAGUACCUUGGAUCGUGAAUUGCUCAAACCAUCAUCGUCGGUAGCGUUACAUCGUCAUUCCAAUGCACUGGUAGAUAUUCUACCUCCGGAAGCAGACUCUUCGAUCUCAAUCGUAGGAGAGAACGAAAAACCAGAUGUCACUUAUAAUGAUAUUGGUGGGCUGGACAUACAGAAACAAGAAAUUAGAGAAGCUGUUGAGCUACCAUUGACCCAGUCGGAUCUUUACAAACAGAUAGGUAUUGAUCCACCAAGGGGUGUACUGUUGUACGGUCCUCCUGGGACAGGAAAGACAAUGUUGGUCAAAGCAGUAGCCAACUCAUCCACCGCUUCCUUCAUUCGUGUUGUGGGAUCAGAAUUCGUACAGAAAUACUUGGGUGAAGGUCCCAGAAUGGUGAGGGAUGUUUUCCGUUUAGCCAGAGAAAACUCACCGGCUAUUAUCUUUAUAGAUGAGAUUGAUGCCAUUGCUACAAAGAGAUUUGAUGCCCAAACUGGUGCUGAUCGUGAAGUUCAAAGAAUUUUGUUGGAAUUGUUAAAUCAAAUGGAUGGUUUCGAUCAAACCUCGACCGUAAAGGUUAUCAUGGCUACGAACAGAGCAGACACUUUAGACCCUGCACUAUUGAGACCGGGAAGAUUGGACAGAAAGAUUGAAUUCCCCAAUCUUAGAGACAGGAGAGAACGUCGUUUGAUAUUUUCGACAAUUGCUUCGAGAAUGUCAAUUUCCCCAGAAGUUGAUUUAGAUUCGUUGAUUAUUCGAAAUGACCCAUUGAGUGGUGCCGUUAUUGCUGCGAUUAUGCAGGAGGCUGGUCUGAGAGCUGUUAGAAAGAACAGAUAUGUCAUCAUUCAAAGUGAUCUAGAGGAAGCUUACUCUUCACAAGUUAAGACUGGUUCCGACGUCGACAAGUUCGAGUUUUACAAGUAA
Messenger RNA from Komagataella phaffii GS115, 1239 nucleotides. Its product is annotated as One of six ATPases of the 19S regulatory particle of the 26S proteasome. The transcript has a single exon. Gene Ontology annotation, cellular component: proteasome regulatory particle, base subcomplex. Gene Ontology annotation, biological process: proteasome-mediated ubiquitin-dependent protein catabolic process. Bases 1 to 1239 code for a protein of 412 amino acids. Lineage: Eukaryota; Fungi; Ascomycota; Pichiomycetes; Pichiales; Pichiaceae. The record is from RefSeq and is a predicted model, not a curated record. Gene Ontology annotation, molecular function: ATP hydrolysis activity; proteasome-activating activity; ATP binding.